AUGAAAGGAGAAUAUCGAGAAGAUAAAGGUUCUCGACCUUCUACUACCAUGUUCUCAAAAUUCCAGCAUCACCACCACCAAGCACAACAACAAACACCGCCGCCGCAGCAUUUUGCCAUCUCUAGCCACCAGUUUCAGCUCAGUAACACAUCAGAAGAAGCUGAUAGCCGCAGCCGUAGUCCCAACCAUGCGAUCACACCCACCCAAACCAAGAAAGAUGUCAGCACCACCGUCAACGACGGAGCAUCUAUCGAAGUGGCCAGACGACCCAGAGGCCGUCCACCCGGAUCUAAAAACAAACCCAAACCACCAAUCGUAAUUACUCGAGAACCUGAACCAUCUAUGUCUCCAUAUGUACUGGAACUCCCCGGAGGAAUCGAUAUCGUCGACGCCGUGGCUCGAUACUGCCGGAAACGGAAUAUGGGGCUUUGUGUCUUAACCGGCUCAGGGACUGUUGCUAACGUUUCCCUCCGACAACCCUCCACCACCCCUGGAGCCACCGUUACGUUCCACGGCCGGUUCGAUAUUCUUUCAAUCUCUGCCACUGUUCUCCCGUCCUUAACUCCAUCAACCGCCGUGGCACCCUUUGCAAACGGUUUCACCAUAUCAUUAGCAGGUCCGCAGGGGCAGAUAGUUGGAGGAGCAGUCUCCGGCCCACUCAUGUCCGCCGGAACAGUCUUCAUUAUUGCGGCGUCUUUCAACAACCCUCUCUACCAUCGGUUACCUUCAGAAGAAGAUGACAACCUUCGAAAUUCCGGCGGUGGGACUGGGUCAGCUGCAGCAAGUGAUCAGUCUCCACCAGCAGGUUCAGCUGGCGGAGAUAGCGGUGGGCAUCAUGGGCCGCCAUCAACGGCGGCAGAUUCUAUGUCGAUGUAUAGCUGCCACCUGCCUGCUGAUGUUAUCUGGGCACCUACAGCACGGCAAGCUCCGCAACACCCACCGCCAUAUUGA
Messenger RNA from Lactuca virosa, 951 nucleotides. The record is from the annotation of a GenBank genome assembly. Lineage: Eukaryota; Viridiplantae; Streptophyta; Magnoliopsida; Asterales; Asteraceae.